Molecule: messenger RNA, 1867 nt
Organism: Lontra canadensis (Northern American river otter)
Lineage: Eukaryota; Metazoa; Chordata; Mammalia; Carnivora; Mustelidae
Gene: GPR160
Product: G protein-coupled receptor 160
Exons: 4
Coding region: 481-1497 (338 amino acids)
Cellular component (GO): signaling receptor complex; plasma membrane
Source: RefSeq, a predicted model, not a curated record
GGCCACGCUCGCUACUCCGCUCCUCCUCCUGGGAGCGCUGGGGGCGGAGCCGGGCCGGCGCGCGGAGCUCCCGCCCCUCUCCCGGCGGUCACCUGGGGCCGGGCGCAGCAGGUGUCUGGUCCCGCGCCCAGCGCCGGGGACGCGGAGCGCGAUCCGGAGUCCCGCCGCGCGGGGUGGCCCCAGGAGGUGGCGGCAGGGCCGAACCCCGGAAUUCCAGAGGCGACCGCAAGGACACAGCCCGCGGAGGAAGGUCCCGCUGGCAGGAGAUGUGCUCGCUUCGCCCCACCUUGUGCAAAUGACUCGGAGCUUAGUCACAUGGCAUCUGGAAUGCCACGUACCAAAAUCAAGAUCCCUAAAGGAAGUAAAACUGAGAUUAUCAGCUAAGAAGGACCUACUGGAGAAAGCAGAGGAUGGAAGCUAAAAUGAAGCAGUGUUUUAUCGUAUGUACUUCAGCAGACCUUCUGCAGUUCAGCUAAAACCAUGACUGCUCUUUCUUCAGAGAACUGCUCUUUUCAGUACCAGUUACAUCAAGCAAAUCAGCCUCUAGAUGGUAACUGUCUGCUAUUCUUGAUUAUACUUGGGAAAAUAUUACUGAAUAUCCUCACACUAGGAAUGAGAAGAAAAAUCAGCUAUCAAAAUUUUAUGGAAUAUUUUUGCAUUUCACUAGCAUUCAUCGAUCUUUUACUUUUAGUAAACAUUUCCAUUAUAUUCUAUUUCAGGGAUUUUGUACUUUUAGGCAUUAGGUUUACUAAAUACCACAUUUGCCUAUUUACUCAAAUUAUUUCUUUCACUUACGGCUUUCUGCAUUAUCCAGUUUUCCUGAUAGCUUGUAUAGAUUAUUACCUGAAUUUCUCUAAAACCACAAAGCUUGCAUUUAAGUGUCAAAAACUAUUUUAUUUCUUUAUAGUAAUUUUAAUUUGGAUUUCAGUCCUUGCUUAUGUUUUGGGAGAUCCAGCUAUCUACCAAAGCCUGAAGGCACAGAAUGUUUAUUCUUAUCAGUGUCCUUUCUACAUUAGCAUUCAGAGUUACUGGCUGUCAUUUUCCAUGGUGGUGAUUUUGUUCAUGGCUUUUCUGACCUCUUGGUCAGAAGUUAUUGCUUUGAUACAGGCUGUUAGGAUGACUUCCUAUAUGAAUGAGACUAUCCUGUAUUUCCCCUUUCCAUCCCAUUGUGGUUAUACUCUGAGCUCUAAAAAAACGCUCUUGCCCAAGUUCAUUAUCUGUUUUCUCGGUACCUGGUUACCAUUUGUUCUACUUCAAGUAAUUAUCCUUUUACUUAAAGUACAGAUUCCAGCGUAUAUUGAGAUGAACAUUCCGUGGUUGUACUUCAUCAAUAGUUUUAUGAUUGCUACAAUUUAUUGGUUUAAUUGUCACAAGCUUAAUUUAAGAGACAUUGCAUUACCUGUGGAUCCAUUCGUCAACUGGAAAUGCUGCUUCAUUCCACUUACAAUUCAUAAUCUUGAGCAAAUUGAAAAGCCUAUAUCAAUAAUAAUUUGUUAAUGUUGCCAUGUUAAAACUGACAACUAUAGUAAGAAUCAUAAUUUUACAAACAGGAAAGGACAAAGACUGAACUGAGCUGAAGCUCCACUCCCCGGGCCCACCUUUCAUACCUUUUCAGAAUGUGUCUUUGGGGCUAAGGUAGUAAAAACCAAAUAAUUCCAAGAGAAUUUUGUUAUACCUAUUCAGGAACACUGCAUGUUACCAAUAUUAAUUUAACACAAAAGUGAAAUUAGUUAAUACUUGGCCAUACUGAUUUCAUGUCACCCGAAAAACUACUGGAUGCAAACAUGUUAUGUAAAUCUGAGAUUCUCUGCCAAUACUAUACAAGUGUAAAUAAACAUUUUUAUUGAAUUCAAAGCAAGAAAAUCAA